Molecule: messenger RNA, 8344 nt
Organism: Caenorhabditis angaria
Lineage: Eukaryota; Metazoa; Nematoda; Chromadorea; Rhabditida; Rhabditidae
Source: the annotation of a GenBank genome assembly
AUGACAGCUUCUUCGCUGGAUUAUGAUACGGAUAUUAAGCUGAAAACGCGGUUUCAGGGACAGGUAAAUGAGGAUUUUGAGGGAAAUGAGUGAAAAAUUCGGUUUUCACGUGAAAAAUCAUUCAUUUAUUCAUUUUCAGCUAGAAAAACUAUAAGAAAUGCGAUUUUGAUUGAAAAUCUUAGAUUUUCAACAAAAUUUUGAUAAAAUCUUGAAUUUUCAGCCAGGAAAUCAAGUUUUUAAUGAAAACAGCUGGGAGUUUGCUGAUAAUCCGAUAUUUUCACUGAAAAUCAUUGAAAUUUGCGAUUUUUAACUGAAAAACACUAAAUAUCGAAAUUUUCAACAGAAAAUACUGAAAUUAAUCGGCAAAACUUGAAAUUUGGCUGAAAAUCUGAUUUUCCAGCUAGAAAUCCAAGUUCUGCACUGAAAAUCUUGAAAUUUGGCUGAAAAUCUGAGUUUUUCUGCCCUGAAAGCUGGAAAAUUCGAUAUUUUCACUGAAAAUCCAAUUUUUCAACUGAAAACACUGAAAUUAUUUUGGAAAACUUGAAAUUUGGCUGAAAAUCUGAUUUUUCAUCUAGAAAUCCAAGUUUUUCACUAAAAAUCUUGAAAUUUGGCUGAAAAUCUGAGUUUUUCUGCCCUGAAAGCUGGAAAAUCCGAUAUUUUUGCUGAAAAUCCAAUUUUUCAAUAGAAAAUACUGAAAUUAAUCUGCAAAACUUGAAAUUUGGUUGAAAAUUUUGAAUUUUCAGCCAAGAAAUCAAGUUUUGUUGAAAUUUCAUUGAAAAAUUGCUGAAAAUUGUGUUUUUCCGCCCUGAAAGCUGGAAAAUCCGAUAUUUUCACUGAAAAUCGAAAUUUUCAACUGAAAAUACUGAAAUUAAUCUGCAAAACUUGAAAUUUGGCUGAAAAUCUGAUUUUUCAGCUAGGAAUCCAAGUUUUUCACUAAAAAUCUUGAAUUCUUGCUGAAAAUCGUGUUUUUCUGCCCUGAAAGCUGGAAAUUUCGAUAUUUUUGCUGAAAAUCCAAUUUUUCAACUGAAAAUACUGAAAUUAUUCUGGAAAACUUGAAAUUUGGCUGAAAAUCUGAUUUUUCAGCUAGGAAUCCAAGUUUUCCACUAAAAAUCUUGAAAUUUGGCUGAAAAUCGUGUUUUUCUGCCCUGAAAGCUGGAAAAAUCGAUAUUUUUGCUGAAAAACACUAAAAAUCCAAAUUUUCAACAGAAAAUAAUGAAAUUAAUCUGCAAAACUUGAAAUUUGGCAGAAAAUCUGAUUUUUCAGCUAGGAAUCCAAGUUUUUCACUAAAAAUCUUGAAUUCUUGCUGAAAAUCGUGUUUUUCUGCCCUGAAAGCUGGAAAUUUCGAUAUUUUUGCUGAAAAUCCAAUUUUUCAACUGAAAAUACUGAAAUUAUUCUGGAAAACUUGAAAUUUGGCUGAAAAUCUGAUUUUUCAGCUAGGAAUCCAAGUUUUCCAUUAAAAAUCUUGAAAUUUGGCUGAAAAUCGUGUUUUUCUGCCCUGAAAGCUGGAAAAUUCGAUGUUUUUGCUGAAAAUAGUGAAAUUAUUCUGCAAAACUUGAAAUUUGGCUGAAAAUCUGAUUUUUCAGCUAGAAAUCCAAGUUUUUCACUAAAAAUCUUGAAAUUUGGCUGAAAAUCUGAUUUUCCAGCUAGAAAUCCAAGUUUUUCACUAUAAAUCUUGAAUUUUUCCCGAAAAUCGUGUUUUUCUGCCCUGAAAGCUGAAAAUUUCGAUAUUUUUGCUGAAAAUAGUGAAAUUAAUCUGCAAAACUUGAAAUUUGGCUGAAAAUCUGAUUUUUCAGCUAGAAAUCCAAGUUUUUCACUAAAAAUCUUGAAAUUUGGCUGAAAAUCUGAUUUUCCAGCUAGAAAUCCAAGUUUUUCACUAUAAAUCUUGAAUUUUUCCCGAAAAUCGUGUUUUUCUGCCCUGAAAGCUGAAAAUUUCGAUAUUUUUGCUGAAAAUAGUGAAAUUAUUCUGCAAAACUUGAAAUUUGGCUGAAAAUCUGAUUUUUCAGCUAGAAAUCCAAGUUUUUCACUAAAAAUCUUGAAAUUUGGCUGAAAAUCUGAUUUUCCAGCUAGAAAUCCAAGUUUUUCACUAUAAAUCUUGAAUUUUUCCCGAAAAUCGUGUUUUUCUGCCCUGAAAGCUGAAAAUUUCGAUAUUUUUGCUGAAAAUAGUGAAAUUAUUCUGCAAAACUUGAAAUUUGGCUGAAAAUCUGAUUUUUCAGCUAGAAAUCCAAGUUUUUCACUAAAAAUCUUGAAAUUUGGCUGAAAAACGUGUUUUUCUGCCCUGAAGGCUAAAAAAAUCGAUAUUUUUGCUGAAAACCAUGGAAAAUUGCGAUUUUCAGCCAAAAAAGUUGAAAAUACCAAUUUUUGACCGAAAAACCUUCUCAAAACGCAUUUUCAACCAAAAAAUUAAUUUCAGGUCGUCGUACUGUAUGCUCGUGCUCCUUUAAUCCUCGAAGAUUUCACGGGAAUUUUGAAAGACGCUUGUCAAGUUGCAAAAGAGCAUGAGAUUACUGUAAAAUGGAUUGAUGAGGAUGGUGAGUUGGUAUUUUUGGCGCCAAAAUUCAAAUUUGGCGCCAAAAAAUCCCGAUUUUAAAUUUCAGGUGACCCGAUUUCAAUCGAUUCUCAAAUGGAACUCGAUGAGGCUAUCAAAUGUAUGAAUGUAGGUCAAAUUUUCCCGCCAAAAAAAAUCAAUCAAUAAUCUUACAGGCUCUUCAUGAGGCCGAAUUGAAUAUCCAUGUGUUUUUGGGAAAACCAGAAUUGCCUGGUUUACCGUGUCCAGGAGAAGAUCGUGAGUUUGAAAGCGGGGACUAGGAAAUCACGAUUUGGAAAGUUCGGCCAUGCUGGAAAUUGGGGGGUUUUCGAGUUCAAAAUGGCCUAGAAAAUUGAUUUUUUAGGUUUCUAGGUCGCGGACUAGAUUUUGCAUCGAAAUUUUGUUUCCUGGCCGAGUUUUCGAGCUGAAAAACUAGUCUGUGGCUCAAAUAACCAAAUUGGAGCUGUUUUUUGGUUUUCUAGGCCAUGACCAAGUUCUCCUUGUUGAAAAAUGCCUAAAAACCGGUUUUUCAGUCUCUGGCCGAGUUUUUAAUGUGUAAAACGAGUCCGUGGCCUAGAAAACCAAAAUUCAGGUUUCCUAGGCCAUGACCGAGCUUUUAUUAUUCAAUAGAGCCUAAAGAACCGGUUUUUCAGUUGUUGGCCGAGUUUUCAAGCUGAAAAUCUAGUCCGCGGCCUAGAAAACCCAGAUAUAGCUGUUUUUUGGUUUUCUAGGCCAUGGUGAAUUUUCCUUGUUCGAAAAUGCCUAGAAAUUCGAUUUUUAAGCUCCUGGCCGAGUUUUCAAGCUGAAAAUCUGGUCCGCGGCCUAGAAAACCAAAAUUCAGGUUUCCUAGACCAUGACCGAGUUCUCCUUGUUGAAAAAUGCCUAGAAACCGGUUUUUCAGUUCCUGGCCGAGUUUUCGAGCUGAAAAUCUAGUCCGUGACCUAGAAAACCAAAAUUCCACCAUUUCUAGUCCGCGGCCUAGUUUUCCACCCUCCAAUUUCCUCUUCCAGGUUCGGUUUAUCGUCGCGGUGCUCGUCGCUGGAAGAAAAUCUAUCUCUACAAUGGUCAUCACUUCCAAGCGAAACGUCUCAACAGGUACGGUCUCAUGGCCUAGAAAACCAGGCCGUGGCCUAGAAAACCAAACGCUCGAUUUUCUCUUCCAGACGCAUUCAAUGCUUCAUUUGCCACGAUUAUAUUUGGGGAAUCGGCCGGCAGGGAUUCAGAUGUGCCGAUUGUCGAUUGUGUGUGCAUAAGAAGUGUCAUCGACACGUUCGAACGCAUUGUGGACAUGUGAGGAGUCGGGGGACUAGAAAACCAACCGGGAAAACUAGGCCACCCGUUUUUGAGCGGGGAAAAACGGGGGAUUUUGAGGGGUUUUAGAGCUCUGGGGUGGGAUUUUGGUUUUCUAGGCCAUGACCUAACUUUUCAUGUGAUUAAUGGCCUAGAAAACCAAAUUCUAGUCCACAUACUGGUUUUCUAGGCCAUGGCCUAACUUUCUAUAUAAAAGAACUCGAUUAUGGCCUGGAAAACCAAAUUCUAGUCCACAUACUGGUUUUCUAGGCCAUGACCUAACUUUCUAUAUAAAAGAACUCGGUUGUGACCUAGAAAACCAAAUUCUAGUCCCUGCACUAUUAUUUUUUGGUUUUCUAGGCCAUGGCCUAAUUUUUCCAUCCUGAAAACUCGGCGAUGGCCUAGAUUUGGUUUUCUAGGCCACCGGAUACUUUUUUUUUCUCUUUUCUGGCUCCGCCCCAUUUUUUCAACCUUUGAAAAUGUAGUUUUAACCACAAUUUCUUGGAAAAUCCAAAUUUUUCUGGGAUUUUUUCGAAAAAAUUGGAGAAAAACAUGUUUUGCUUCUGCUUAUUCGCCAAUUUUUGGUUUCAGCCCAGAAAAGUAGGUCUAGAAUUUGGGAAGCCUGAAAUUUGGGCCUGAAAAUAACAUUUUCGGGCUCUACUUUAAGCCUAAGCCUAAGGAAAUCCCAAAAGCCUGAUUUUAGGCCUAGAUUUGGGAAGCCUAAAAAGCCCAACAUUUUAGACCUUAAAUUUCAAGCCUAAGCCUAAAAAAAUCCCCAAAAGCCUCAAAAAGGCCCUAAAAGCCCAUAAACUUAUCCUAACUCCCAAAUUUCUUUCCAGACGCCAGUCGGACCAAUAAUUGGCAACCUGCCAGCUCAAAAUUCGAUCCGUGGAAGCGAUAAAUCGAAAGCGUCUGGAAGUGCCGGUGGAAUGGAUAAUGGAGCAUUUCAGGAGCUCGAAAUUGAGACAAAUCAUAUGGGACAAGUUGGAAAACAGGUAAAAUUAGCCGAAAAUUCGAAAAUUUCAUCAAAAAUGACCCCGGAAACAUGAUUUUUGGACAAAAUCUGCAUUUUUGCGUCUGGUGUUUCGGACACCGUGUUUGCACACAUUUUUGCCAGCUACAGUACCCCCCAUUUUUUUUUGCAGAAUGGCGAAUCGAAAUGGGCGGUUUCGUUGAAGGAUUUCAAGUUGCUUACUGUAAUUGGAAGAGGAUCGUAUGCCAAGGUACAGUACCCCUACAGUACCCCUACAGUACCCCAUAGUACGGUAUUAUUUUGCAGGUUGUACAAGCUGAACACAUCAAUACCAAGCAAAUCUAUGCGAUCAAAAUCAUCAAGAAGGAGAUGUUCACUGAGGAUGAGGCAUGGUUUUGGGGGCGGGGCUUAGAAUAUUGGCUGCCGCAUGGUUUUGGGGGCGGAGCCUAUUUUUUUUUCUCAAGUUGCUCCAAACCUAGGCAAUAUGGAUCUCAAAAUGAUCGUAAUCACCUCAGGAAUCCGAAAAUACCUGCCGCACGGUUUUGUGGGCGGAGCCUAUUUUUUUUCUUCAAAAUUGAGAUAAACCUAGGCAAUAUGGGUCUCAAAAUGAUCGUAAUAACCUCAGGAAUCCGAAAAAUUCAAAAAUAUUCGCGGCAUGGUUUUGUGGGCGGAGCCUUAUUAUUUUUUCUCAAGUUGCUCCAAACCUAGGCAAUAUGGAUCUCAAAAUGAUCGUAAUCACCUCAGGAAUCCGAAAAAAUGAAAAAUACCCGCGGCACGGUUUUGGGGGCGGAGCCUAGUUUAUUUUCUUUAAAAAUGUUCGGAUCCUAGGCAAUAUGGGUCUCAAAAUGAUCGUAAUCACCCCAGGAAUCCGAAAAAAUCAAAAUUACCCGCGGCACGGUUUUGUGGGCGGAGCCUAAUCCAAAUUUGUCUUCCAGGAUAUCGAUUGGGUUCAAACCGAGAAAUCGGUGUUCGAAGCCGCCUCGAAUUAUCCGUUUUUGGUCGGCCUUCACUCCUGCUUCCAGGUUCGGUUUUUGCGGCAUGGUUUUGUGGGCGGAGCCUAAUUUUUUGCCGGAUUUUCAGACCGAAUCUCGUCUAUUUUUUGUGAUUGAGUUUGUGCCUGGCGGAGAUUUGAUGUUCCACAUGCAACAGCAACGAAAAUUGCCGGAAGAUCAUGCGAGGUACUGGAAAUUUUGGCUGAAAAUCUGGAAUUUUCAGUGAAAAAUUCGGAUUUUUCAUCAUUUUUUACCCAAAAUUCAUGCCUUUUUGGCUCCAAAUGUUCAAAAAAUUCAAAAAAUUUCCAGAUUUUAUUCGGGCGAAAUAAUUUUGGCGCUCAAUUUCCUCCACUCUCGUGGAAUCAUCUAUCGAGACCUGAAAUUGGACAAUGUGCUGAUUGAUUCCGAAGGACACAUCAAAUUGACCGAUUAUGGAAUGUGUAAGGUACGGUAGUUUGGGGUUUUGGCGCGAAAAUCGGGAAAUUUGGAGCAUUUUGAGCCAAAAUAGUGAAAAAUUGAAGAAAUUUGACCUAGAAUUGAUUUUCUGCGUCUCUGACUGUCUAACACUCUGCGUCUCUAACCCUCCUUUUCUCUACCCUUCUCUCUUUGUGUCUCUGCAUCUCUAAUAUAUUUUUCUCUCAUUGUCUGCUUCUCUAACCCGCAAUUUCUGAAUUUGUAACACUCUGCGUCUCUAACCCGCUCUUUCGCUACCCUUCUAUCUCUGUGUCUCUGCAUCUCUAACCUUCUCUCUCUAUCUCUCUGCGUCUCUAAUAUAUUUUUCUAUCAUUGUCUGCGUCUCUGACUGUCUAACUGUCUGCUUCUCUAAACCUCCUUUUCUCUGCCCUUCUCUUUAUUUGUCUGCGUCUCUAACCUUCUCUUUCUCUAUUUUUCUCUGUGUCUCUGCAUCUCUAACCUUUUUUCUAUCUCUCUCCAUCCCUUAUAUAUUUUUCUCUAGUUUCUCUAACUCUCUGCGUCUCUAACCUUUUCCCUAUCUCUCUGCGUCUCGAACCUAUUUUUCUCUGAUUGUCUGCGUCUUUAACCUUCUCUUUAUUUGUCUGCUUCUCUAACCCUCAAUUUCUGAAUUUGUAACACUCUGCGUCUGUAACUCGCUAUUUCUCUACCCUUCUCUCUUUGUGUCUCUUCAUCUCUAACCUUCUCUCUAUCUCUCUAUCUCUCUGCGUCUCUAACCUCGAUAUUUCACCGAGAUACUGUAGGUAGAUCAAAUUUUGGCGCCAAAAUGUUUUUUUCUCUGCAGGAAAAUGUGAAUCCGGGCGAUCUGACCUCCACGUUUUGCGGAACUCCCAACUACAUAGCUCCCGAAAUUUUGCGAGGCGAAGACUACGGUUUCAGUGUGGAUUGGUGGGCACUGGGUGUGCUGAUGUGAGUUUUUGGCGGGGAAUUUUGAAAAAUGCUCAAUUUUGAGCUAUUUUUCAUGAAAAAUGGAGCAUUUUGAGGUAUUUUAUGUGAAAAAUCAUGAUUUUUUGAAAAUUGUCCGAGAGAACUACACAGCUUCUCCAAGAGAACUCUACAAAAAAUCAAUUUUCAGGUUCGAAAUGAUGGCCGGUAGAUCACCAUUUGAUAUUGUUGGAAUGCCGACAGGCGAGGAAAACACAGAGGAUUAUUUAUUCCAGGUAGGCCUAAGCCACGCCCACAAAACUGUGCGCUAUUCAAAAAUAAGCCCCGCCCCUUUUUCAGAUCAUUCUCGAGAAACAAAUCCGCAUUCCGCGUUCGCUUUCCGUCAAAGCGGCAGCUGUUCUCAAAGGAUUCCUCAACAAGGAUCCGACUGAAAGAUUGGGAUGUAAAUUUGAUAUUUCGGAAGGGUUGCGUGAUAUGAAGGAACAUCCGUUCUUCAAGGGACAUUUGGAUUGGGAUCAGGUAGGCCACGCCCACUUUUCCAUGCCGCAAAUUUGCGAUUUUUUGAGACCAAACAUGGCUAGGCUCCGCCCACUUUAAAAAAAAAAUAGGAAUUUAAGCCAAAAAAUAGGAAUUUAAGCUCCGCCCACUUUUCUGUGCCCUAAAUUUGCAAAAUUUUUGAUCUAUAGGAAUUUAAGCCACGCCUACUUUUCUGUGCCGCAAAAUUGCGAAAAUUAAGAUCUAUAUGAAUUUAAGCCACGCCCACUUUUCUGUGCCCUAACCCUAUUUUUGCAGCUCGAACAAAAAGCCAUCUCACCACCGUAUCACCCGGCCGUCGAAGAUGAUCGAGAUCUCAAACACUUUGAUCAUCAGGUAAGCUAGAACUACAGUAAUCCUAGAGGUACUGUACCUACAGUAAUCUCUAGAGCUACAGUAGUCAUUUGGAACUUGAGUUCCUUCAGGUCCUACAGUAGUAAUCUGAAAAAAAAAAUACAGUAGCUCCUGAUCUACUCUCAAAUAUAUUUUGAUCUACUUCUACAGUACCCCCCCCCACCCCCCCAUCUACAGUAACCCAAAUAUUUGCAGUUCACCGACGAACCUCCACAAUUAUCGCCGGAUAAUCCGCAUGUCAUCUCAAAAAUCGAUCAAAGCGAGUUCGACGGCUUCGAAUACGUCAAUCCGCUUCAAAUGAGUCGAGAGGAUUCUGUCUAG